Messenger RNA from Magnusiomyces paraingens, 225 nucleotides. RefSeq lists its product as uncharacterized. The record is from RefSeq and is a predicted model, not a curated record. Bases 1 to 225 code for a protein of 74 amino acids. The transcript has 2 exons. Lineage: Eukaryota; Fungi; Ascomycota; Dipodascomycetes; Dipodascales; Dipodascaceae.
AUGUCGAAUCUCCUUGUUAAAUCUAUUCCUGUUGUUACAGCUGUCGUAGGAAUAGCUACUGGCUAUGCGUUUUUCCAGCCCAUGAUUAUUGAGCAAUUACGAAAAGAUGGCGCCUUAAAGCCACAGAUUGAGCAGGAGAUCCAAAGAUACGAAAGCGCAGCCAUCAAUAAUCUGGAUGCGAAUAACAAUAAUAAUAAUAAUAACGAAGUCUCUAAAGAGCAGUAA